GUGGUGUGGAUAUGCCUCAUAAUAACCUGUCUGAGGCCUCACCCCAUGUCACAUUUUAGCAUCUGUUUAGCCAAUAAGACUGCAGCACACACACCAGCCUCAUUCCCUGCUUGAGCCUUACCUUUGAUGUCACAAUCUGACCUGCAGAUAUUAAUCUGGCCACAGUAGCUCAUUAACCGGAUGGCAAGGUCAAGAGAAUCAGCACAGUAAGAUGUGGAAGAGAACUGACCAUCAACCCAAGAUCAAAGCAGGGGAUGGACCUAAAGCAGGUCAGUUCAAGGAACUGGGCUCAGCUUGGGAACGUGCCAUGCCACACACUCUAGAGCUGUCAGAAUUCCAGAGCUUCCAGGUGUUUGAGGACAUUAGGUAUUACAUCAAAGAAGUGGGGGCCCAACUGGUAAAGAAAGUCAAUGCCAUCUUUCAGCUGGAUAUCACCAAAGAUGGGAAAAUUGUUCUGCAGUGGACCAUUGAUCUGAAGAACAGUUCUGGGGACAUGUAUCCAGGAUCAGCCAGGCUCCCAGCAGAUACCAUCUUCACAAUCCCAGAACAUGUCUUUAUGGAGUUGGUUUUGGGCAAAAUAAACCCUCAGAAGGCUUUCCUUGCUGGCAAGUUCAAAGUUAGUGGCAAAGUUCUGCUUGGCCGGAAGUUGGAGAGGGUGUUCAAAGACUGGGCUAAAUGUUAA
Pteronotus mesoamericanus is the source of this 682-nucleotide messenger RNA. It is a transcript of the gene SCP2D1, whose product is annotated as SCP2 sterol binding domain containing 1. The coding region runs from base 212 to 682 and encodes 156 amino acids. Lineage: Eukaryota; Metazoa; Chordata; Mammalia; Chiroptera; Mormoopidae. The transcript has a single exon. Gene Ontology annotation, cellular component: cytosol. The record is from RefSeq and is a predicted model, not a curated record.